AAAUGAAUGCUGACUGAUUACAGGAUGUGAAGUGUUGCAAUACUUUCACUUCCUCAUUGCACUCUUCGAGACAAAGAGCAGGAAACAGCCUCAGAUGAGCCUAUAACGGGACUAACGAUGGUCUGAAGCAGGUGCCUUGUUCUUCUCUCUCAAGUCAGUUUUUAGUCGGAUUUAACCGGGAAACAGCAUCAAAGAGAGGUUACUUCUCCACUUGGAGGAGCUGGGUGAAAGUAUGCAGGAUGGAAAACGACUUAAGCCGGCCUGCAGGUCUGUCAACAUCACAGCAGGCUCAAACUCAGAGAGAAGCAGGACACCAAACAAUCAGCGCCCAGUCUGGAGCUGUCGCUGUCGCACCUCAGUUAACAGAUGUUAAAGCAGAGAAUAUAAACAUCACUGUCAACAACACAUAUGGCCAGUCUCCCAGCACGACAGCCAACACUGAAGCCGUUUCUGACCAAACUGAAGCAAAAAUCCGAAGGUGCCGAGAUGCACUGAAAAGUUUCCUUGAAAAUCAAACGAAGGAUCUAUCUCAGGGAACAAAGGAUGAAGGAUGUUCGACCCCUUUAAACAAGAUCUAUACAGAGCUUUACAUCACAAGAGGAGGCAGUGGGGAGGUUCAUAGUGAACAUGAAGUGAUCAAGUUAGAAUGCAAAAGGAGUCCGAGUGAGGAGAAGAACAUCCAGCUCAGUGACAUUUUUAAACCUUUACCAGAAGAAGAAAGCCCUCCUCGGAGAGUUCUGACGAAGGGAAUCGCUGGCAUUGGAAAGUCGGUAGCUGUGCAGAAAUUCACUCAGGACUGGGCGACCGGAGAAGCCAACCAAACUACUGACUUUGUAUUUCCAUUCACAUUCAGAGACUUGAAUUUAAUAAAAGAGGACUGUUCUCUUGUGUCGUUAGUUAGUUCCCAUUUCGAAGAAGUGGAGGAUUUGGAACCAUCAGACUACAACAGUUCAAGUGUUUUGUUCAUCUUUGAUGGCCUUGAUGAAAGCCAGUUACCUCUGGAUUUCAAGAAAAUUAAGAAGUGCAGAGAUAUUACAAAGCUCACAACAUUAGACGUCCUGCUUACAAACUUAAUCUCAGGGAACCUGCUGCACAAAGCCUCGAUCUGGAUCACAAGUAGACCAGCUGCAGCCACUAAGAUUCCUCCUGUGGUCUUCAACAGAGUGACCGAGGUACGAGGCUUCGAUGAUGGCCAGAAGAAGGAGUACUUUCAGAAGAAAGUUACUGACAAAAACAUGUCUCAGAAGAUACUCAAUCAUCUUCAGUCAAAGCCACUGAGAAGUCUCUACAUCAUGUGCCACAUCCCAGUCUUCUGUUGGAUUUCAGCCUCGACUCUCCAGAGUCUCUUAACAGAAACUCACAAAGGUGAGUUGCCAAACACUCUGACUGAAAUGUACACACACUUCCUGAUCAUCCAGACGGAGCUGAAACACCAGAAGGAUUAUGAGGAAGGUGAAUCGGACAAAGAAGUCAUCAUGAAAUUGGGAAAGCUGGCAUUUGAACAGCUACAGAAGGGCAACAUCAUCUUCAAGAAAGAAGACGUAGAAAAGUGUGAGAUUGACUUGAAACAAGCUGCAGUUUUUUCAGGAGUUUGUACAGAGAUCCUCAGAAAAGAGUCUGGACUUCACAAACAAGAGAUUUACUCUUUCAUACAUUUAACUGUUCAUGAGUUUCUUGCAGCUCUGUAUGUCUUACAGACCUUCAUCGAUAGGGGAGAAAAUCUGCUCACCAACCUGACAAAGAAAACACAGUUUCCUCUUUUCCGCCGACAGACCUUCAGAUCCAGCAGAGUAAAUCUGCUAACCAACUCGACAAUGGAAGCACAGUUUCGUCUCUUCUCCCUACAGAAGAGCACAGUGGAUCUGGCUUUGGACAACAAUCUGGGACAAUGGGACUUGUUCCUGCGUUUCCUGCUCGGCCUGUCACAGGAUAAAAGUCAGAAGCUUCUUCAGGAAGAAUUGGAAUUCAAAGGAAUUCUUCAACAGAGCAACAAGAAGACAAUCGACUACAUUCACGAGAAGAUCAAGAAGCUGUCCAACGUCAACAAGAGCAUCAAUCUGUUCCAUUGUUUGAAUGAGUUGGGUGACCGGUCUCUGGUCGAGCAAGUCCAACUUUAUCUGAGCUCAGGAGAUGCUAGUAAGCUGUUACCUGAACACUGGUCAGCUCUGGUCUUCCAGCUGCUCGUUUCCAAUGAUGACCUGGAUGUCUUUGACCUGAAGAAAUACCACAGAUCAGAUGAAGCUCUGGAGAGGCUGCUGCCAGUGCUCAAAGCAUCAAAGACAGCUUUGUUGAGUGACUGUAACCUCACAGACAGAAGUUGCAGAAAUAUUUCAUCAGUUCUCAGAUUGAAGUCUUCUGGUCUGGAGGAGUUAGACCUGAGCAGAAACAGACUGCAGGACUCUGGACUGAAGCAGCUCUCUGAAGGUCUAAAAAGUCCCGACUGCAAACUCCAAACACUCAGACUGGUUGACUGUGAGUUUACAAAGAGAGGCUUUGCUGCUCUGACUUCCAGUCUGAAGUCAAACCCCGCCCACCUGAGAGUCCUGGAUCUGACAGGAAAUUACCUUGGAGACAGUGAUGUCAAAGACCUUUGUGAGUUCUUGGCAGAUCCACGUUGUCGACUGCAGACACUGAACCUGGACUACUGCAGGUUACCAGCAGAGAGCUGGCGGUCUUUGACCUCUGACCUCAGAGCCUCCUCUGCUCUCAAAGAGCUCGACCUGAGAGUGAACUACCUGGAGGACCAGGGGGUGAAGCUGCUUUCUGAUUGGCUGAAGAAACCCCAGUGUACACUGGAGAUACUGAGACUUGCUGGCAGUCAGUUUACAGAGAGAGGCUUUGCUGCUCUGACUUCCAGUCUGAAGUCAAACCCCGCCCACCUGAGAGUCCUGGAUCUGUCAGAUAAUGACCUCAUAGACAGUGAUGUCAGAGACCUUUGUGAGUUCUUCGCAGAUCCACGUUGUCGACUGCAGACACUGAACCUGAACUACUGCUGGUUUCCAGCUGAGAGCUGCCGGUCUUUGACCUCUGACCUCAGAGCCUCCUCUGCUCUCAAAGAGCUCGACCUGAGCCAGAACCACCUGGAGGACCAGGGGGUGGAGCUGCUUUCUGAUUGGCUGAAGAAACCCCAGUGUACACUGGAGAUACUGAGACUUGCUGGCUGUAAGUUUACAGAGAGAGGCUUUGCUGCUCUGACUUCCAGUCUGAAGUCAAACCCCGCCCACCUGAGAGUCCUGGAUCUGUCAGGAAAUGACCUCAAGGACAGUGAUGUCAGAGACCUUUGUGAGUUCUUGGCAGAUCCACGUUGUCGACUGCAGACACUGAACCUGAAGGCCUGCUGGUUACCAGCAGAGAGCUGGCGGUCUUUGACCUCUGACCUCAGAGCCUCCUCUGCUCUCAAAGAGCUCGACCUGAGAGUGAACUACCUGGAGGACCAGGGGGUGGAGCUGCUUUCUGAUUGGCUGAAGGAACCCCAGUGUACACUGGAGAUACUGAGGUUGUCACACUGCACAAAGAGACACUGUGAGUAUCUGGCCUCGGCUCUGAGGUCAGACACUUCACAUCUCAGAGAGCUGGAGCUGAGCUUCAGUCAUCCAGGAGAAUCAGGUCUGAAGCUGCUGACAGACAUAAAGGAGGACAAACGUUACAGCCUGCAGACACUGGAAGUGUUAGAUGGGUUUAUUUGAACAUGAACGUUGACCAAAAAGACACCAAUGGAUCAUUAUCCUACUUUAGUCUGAAACAAAUGAACUGAACUACAAAGUGUGUGUCACAGUGACCUCAGAUGCAUCCUGAUUCUUCUCUCCUUAAAGAAUCAGUGCUCAUCAGGAGGGGAGGUUCUAGUGAGGCAAUAAGGUUAUUAAAUAUUAAAUAAUUAUUGUUUAUGACUACCUACAUUGACAGACACAUUUCAGAUGACAGGACAAUCAGCACCGGUUCCCCUCAAGGCUGCGUCCUUUCUCCUCUGCUCUACUUCCUGUUCAGGACUGUCCUCCCUUUAGAAGCGAGGUUGUUUCUACAAGCUCUCGUGCGCCCUCUCGCGGCCAUAGUAAUUAUGAAUGAAUGAAGUGGUUUUAGGCUGGUAGAUAUCCUGCUAGCAUAGCCAGUUCACUAUAACGGUGCGCUAUCUUUCUAGACGAGGAAUGUGCCAGUUGUCUACGGCAGAUGACAUCACCUAUUUACUCUCCUUUUGUCAUAAAUGCAGGCAUGUAUGACAUUAUGUUAAAUAUGUUCUUCUAUAUAAGUUUUUGUUCCAUGUUUAUUAAGAAAAUUUACUAAAAAGCUGGUAACAGUCCACUGGAAAAUUAUUUUUUAUUUCAUAAUAUAUUCUUUCGUAUUAUAAGAGGCAAAUUUCAGUUUAAAUAACUUUUUUUUCUAAAAGCCAACCUUUUAUCGUUUGGGUUUAAAGUCUCAGAUGCCUCAGGUUUACAUCAACCAGAUGAGAGUUUCCUUAUUGGACACAAUAACAGAGACUUCACAGGUAUGGCAUGAAAAUUAGAGCAUCAAGUAAUAAAACAUGUGUCUAUACAAAUGAACUUAAUUCCUUUUCAGAAAUAUAGAAUAUGUAACUCUAGUUAGCUAAAAUAUCAUGAUAACAAAGAAAAAACUGUUUAUACGUGUUUUCUGUCAUGUUGUAUGGGGCUGCAAUAAUUAUUUUCAUUAUUAAACCGAUCUUUCCAUCAUUUCCAUGACUAAUCAAUUAACCAUCUUGACAAUAAAAUGUAAGGAAAUGAAAUGUGUGCCCUGUGUUAUUUCCCAGAGUCUAAGGCCACGUCUUCACAGGGUGUUUUAUUCAACCAACAGUCCAAAAGUAUUCAGAUUAUAAUUUUUUAUUUCAAGGAAA
Molecule: messenger RNA, 4843 nt
Organism: Centropristis striata (black sea bass)
Lineage: Eukaryota; Metazoa; Chordata; Actinopteri; Perciformes; Serranidae
Product: NACHT, LRR and PYD domains-containing protein 12-like
Exons: 13
Coding region: 240-3686 (1148 amino acids)
Molecular function (GO): protein binding
Source: RefSeq, a predicted model, not a curated record